UGAAGUACGAGACUGAAUUCAAUCUCACCACUGGAGAUGAUUGAGAGCCAUUGCUUUCCCUCAGGCAACAAUGGGUGUAUAAGCAGCGGAUGAGUAACAAUCAUCCAGUUGCACAAAAAGGGGGUGAACAGAGUCCCGUGACAACCAUAAGGGGGCUUCACCAAAGGAAAGCACAGGCCUUCACAGCUCUGUCAAGCAUUGUGGUUGCUGCCUAAGGCAUGCAAGGCUCCCCACCAGCUUGGUCUUUGCUAACCACCUCAAGCCCAUUUCUGUCAAUCAAUCCCAUAAAGUCCAUCUGGUCGCCAACCCUUUCCUACACUCAACUUCAUCCUCGCGCAUCGACGCAUAUCCUUCUACCUAAUACACUACUCAGAUGAUGUUUGCGAUCAUCCGUCAUCACUGAGCGCACUCCCAUCACUGUGUCAGCGCGCCCUUUAUCGGCGCGUCAGUCCGCGAUUCUUCUCUUUCUCUUCCUGUACAAAUACAACUACACUUUCGCAAUCUCCAUUCGACCGACAAUAGACCUCUGUAGUCAGCUUCGCGGCGACAAUAGUCAGCAUGUCGGGCUUUGGAGGCUUUGGGGGCUUUGGCUCCAAUAAUAAUACUCAAUCGACGGGAUUUGGUGGAUUUGGGUCAACCCCAGCUACGAAUACAGGUAGGUCGAGCUUUUUCUUUACACCUUGAGCUUUUCUCCACUUCCGCCGUUGCACCUUGAGGACGCUGGAAACAUCAACACGAAUCGAUCACUUACUCGAUCUUCUUCUCUGCGGCAUAGGCUUUGGCUCAACCCCAGCAACGACCGGCUUUGGAGCAUCGAAUACAACUGGUGGUGGACUCUUCGGCAGCAGCACUGGUGGUUUCGGGAACAGUGGAGGUACGUCGACUAUGAUUUACUGCGCACUGGGGUCUCUGUUCGAAACGAUUGCUUGCACUCUCGUCAUCUUUAUAUCAAUCUUCGCUGUCUCCUUGUUCCAUUUGCCCUAAUCUCCUUUUUUCUUCCUUCACGACCACGGAGUCGCUUCAAAUAAAUUGUCGAACCGACAAUGGGAAAGACGUCGCGACGUAUUAAGCCUCGAGGACCACUGUAAUUGCCAUCGCUAACUUCAUUAUUAACCAUAGGUGCCUUUGGCUCAACUAGCUCUGGAUUUGGCGCGGCCAAGCCAGCCUUCGGCGCUGCGAAUACUUCAUCUGCCGGUAGCAUAUUUGGAGGAGGAUCUACGACAGCAACGACUGGUGGAGGAUUUGGAUUUGGACAAACCCCACCUGCGACAACAGGCUUUGGGGCUCCUGCUGCCAGCACAGGAGGCCUUUUUGGCGCCAAACCAGCAACGUCCUUCGGAGCCGCUAACACGAAUCCUUUCGGAGGUGGUACUAGCACUGGAUUUGGCGCAGCGCCAGCUGCCAGUGGUUUUGGAGGAGCGCCUGCAUCUACUGCUUUGGGAGGUGUUACUGGUACUUGCGAAGGUACAGCGAGCACUCCUUUCCAGCCAUUCGUUGAAAAGGAGCCCAACAGCAGCAACAAUCAGCAAAACUCAUUUCAAAAUAUCUGUUUCCAACAGCCAUAUCAAAAAUGGUCUCCAGAUGAGUUGAGAUUGGCAGAUUACACGGGUGGACGUCGUUAUGGCAAUGGUAGCAACCAAGCUGGUGCCUUUGGAACGAAUACAGGCUUCGGUGGAUUCGGCGCAUCCAAUACAGCGUCCACUGGAUUUGGAGCUACAAAUACUGGUACAGGUGGCUUGUUUGGAUCUGGUGCUGCGACGAGCUCACCAUUCGGUACCAGCCAACCUGCUGCAACUGGAUUUGGCGCUAACACUGCCACCGCUGGAGGCGGAUUGUUCGGCGCUGCAAAGCCUACCACUGGUUUGUUUGGAUCAACUCCAGCCCAGCCAGCCAGCAACUUGUUCGGUGCCAACAACACCACAAAUGCUUUUGGCAGUCCAGCAGCUGCAGGUGGAUUUGGCACUAACAAUACUGCUGCUGGUGGAUCAUUAUUCGGCAAUACAGCCACUGCAAAUAAACCGGCAUCGGGAUUUAGCUUUGGUAAUUCGCAGCCCGCUACCACAUCUGGGUUUGGCUCAGGAACCACCACAGGUUUCGGAGGAGCAACUGGAGGAGGUUUAUUUGGUGCCAAUAACAACCAACAAGCACAAAAUACAGGCAGCCCUUUCGGUCAGCAGCAACAGCAGCCAGCAGCCAGUACUGCUUCCGGAGGCUUCGGUGGUGCUCAGGCACCGGCCGCAGGAACAUCUCUCUUUGGUCAAAAUCAAGCAAAACCUGCCGGAGGUCUUUUUGGUGCCACUAAUACUGCUGCUCCAGCUUCUGGAGGCCUGUUUGGCAAUACAGCUAAUCAACCUGCCCCCAGUGGUGGAUUGUUUGGCAAUGCCGCUGCUCAACCACAACAGAAUUCUCUCUUUGGUGCUGCUAAGCCAACAGGCACAUCCUUAUUUGGAGGUGCUGCUAAUAAUACACAACCUAGUACUGGUGGUGGUCUGUUUGGGGGUUUUGGAGCACAGAAUCCAAAUAACAAUCAGCAGCAAAAUUCUGGUGGGUUAUUCGGAAAUUUGGGUGCCAACAACAACCAAAAUAAGCCAUCAUUGUUUGGAAAUACCCAAAAUCAAAACUCUGGUGGAACCGGUCUCUUCGGAAAUAGCGCUUCUCAGCCUCAACAGGGAGGUGGUGGCUUGUUUGGAGGGUUGGGACUUGGAAACUCGCAGCAAAACCAACAACAAGCCCAAAAUUCCUUCGGUAACUCUCUUCUCUCAAACUCGCAACAAAAUCAGCAAAACUCGCAGUCUCUUACUGCAAGUAUUAGCGACAAUGCGGCAUAUGGCGGUGGAUCCUUGUUUGGUAGUCUUGCGAACACUUCGACCAACAACCCAGGACCUGUUGCAACACCACUCUCUAGCAGUGUAAAGCGCAAGUCGACGACCGCUCUACCAAUGUACAAGCUGAACACAGCAUCAUCGUCGCGUUUUUCCACUCCACAGAAGCGCCCAGGUGGAUUUGGUUUUUCGUACAGCCAGUAUGGAACUCCUGGUGGAAGUCCUUCAAGCAACUCCAGCACUCCUGGUGGCGGUGCCUUUGGUACAUUUGGACGAAGCACCCUUAGAAGCAGUGUUUCUACCAAUAACCUUCGUCGUACUUUUGGUCCAGAAGAUAGCAUUCUCGCACCAGGUGCAUUUUCUGCAAGCACCAACUCUAGACCAUAUGGUAGCACCGGUAGCGUGAAGAAACUCAACAUCAACAGAAAUAUCCGGAAUGAUCUGUUUACGCCACCGACUGCUCAACAAUCUCCAGCCGCGCCUUCAGCGGGAAUCUUGAAGAACAAACGCGUAUCAUUUGAAGCUCACGCUACCAAUGGUGUCGGUGUCUCAAGCCCACUCAAGCACAUCACAAAUGGAUCAAGCCCUAGUUCGGAAGAGCUUGGAUUGCUACGCCCCUCGAACCCUAGCGUAAAUGGUACCAACGGCAAGAGCUCUAGAUUAUCUAGAGCUGACUCCCCUGAGAUGGAGCAAACAUCAAACAAUCAACUUGCUGUAGUAAAUGAGGAGCUUACAACCACUUCUUCCCCCUCGAAGCCUAUUCCUCAAAUGGAUCAAGAACCAGGACGAUACUACAUGAAACCAACAAAGGAGGAAAUCAUGGCCCUCCCUCGGGAUGCCCAGAAGGCGGUCAAAGAUUUCACGGUUGGUCGGGAAGGAAUUGGCCAUGUCACAUUUCAGACGCCAGUGGAUUUAACUCGCUUCAAUUUAGACGAGAUUCCAGGCGAAAUUAUUGUGUUUUCUAUGCGUUCCUGCACCGUCUAUGCGGACCCCUCCAAGAAACCACCAAUGGGUCAAGGCCUUAAUGUCCCUGCCAUUAUUUCGCUACAGAACUCCUGGCCUCGCAAGCGGGAUGGUAAGACACCAUCUACUGAGAAAUCCGGUGCCCUGUUUAAGAAACACGUGGAUCGUUUGAACCGAGUUCCCGACACCGAAUUCCGCUCAUACGACAAGGACACAGGCGUUUGGUCAUUUUCUGUUGAGCAUUUCACAACUUACGGCUUUCCUGAAGAGGAAGAGGAGACUGAUGGUGAAGGUCUGAGCGAGCUCGAACAAACCACUCUCAGUAUGGCCCAAGAUACGCCCACCCCCAGAAACAGCCAUACGCACCUCGAUCACUCUUUCGCAUCCACCUCCCAAGUUACCCAUACGGAAUCCGAACCUGAAGAUACGUUUGAUUUCAAGCGGAGAAAGGUUCUACCUGGGGCUUUUGAUAACCAAGAAGCAUAUAUUGAUGAUGAGACCAUGGAAGAUGAUGAAGAAGAGGCAUAUGAGGAGUCUUUUUUAGAUGAGCGCUCCGUGGGUUCUCAGUCGGAAAAUGGCGUCGAAGAGCCUAUGGAUCAAGACGACGAAUUCCAAGACGAAGAAUCUGUCAGCACUGUGGAUCAAGAUAUGGCGGGAUCUUAUCCUGAGGUUGACAACACCGCGGAGCUUGAAGACUCGCAGGAUGACUACGAUGAUAUGGAUGGUGAGAAUAAUGCAUUGGUCAGAGCAAGAUUGAGAGCCUCUCAGAAGGCUGCAACACCCAUGAAGAAAUUUGCAGCUGGUAAUGACUGGACAGCCGCCUUGGUUAGGACAGUCAGCCCCAAGAAGCAGGAUCGUGCAAUGUUGAAGAGCUUGAUUCAAUUUCAGGACGAUUCGCGAUCAGAGUUUCAGCCUUCCCCAACAAAGAGAGGAGCAACAGAUACUCGUGGGUUUGCUACAAGCAUCGACUUGAUGAAUUCUUUAUUCGGCCAAACGAAGAGUCCGAUCAAGCCUGCAAUGGUCCCUACAAAAGCAAAGGGUUUUGAGGUUGGUGUCCCAUCCUGUGCAUGAUGCGAUAUAGAUGAAGAUGAACAAGGGCCGGUUGUUGCGCCCGCUCAUGUAUGUAGCAAUUAAUAAAAGAGAUUUACUAAAAUAUUCUUCUCCUAGUGGCCAUAUGCGAAAAUUCCCAAAACAUCCGACAGUGACAUGAAAGACAUGACUGCGAUGGAUCGCCAAUUUUACGAGUCGUUUAAACCAAGCUGGGGUCAUGAUGGUACAUUGGUAUAUUCCACCCAGAUUGAUCCUGUCGCUCUGAACAAGUCUCCAAGUAGGAGACUGGAGAACAAUGGCCUACUCGCAGUCCAGAGAGGAGCUAUAGUUUCUGAGGGCCGAGAUGUUCGUUUUGCUAAAAUCUCUAACGAAGUAAGCGAUAUUUCUUCUUGUCAUUGGGCGAUCAAUGCUGACUUACCAGAAUUCUGCCGAACACCUGCAAAUACAACAGAGCUUCACAAGAAUUGAUACAGCCGACAAUGUUCCCUAUGCAGAGCUACGUGGGGGUUUCCAACUGUCGGCCUUCUGCGAUAAUCGUGCAACUCGCGAUCCAGCUGCUAAUCACGAGAAGCUUGUUUGGGAACUUGCCAGUAUUCUGUGGGAUCCGAUUAUGGUCCCAGAACAACUGGAACAAGUUCCUUCUAUCCGGGAGCGUAUUCGGAAGGACAAGUUGUCAGCAUUCUGGCAAGGAUUGGUCAGCCCUGCGUCGAACCGAACUAUUCCUCUCGCCAAGUCCCAUGAGGAAAAGGCUAUAGCCUCCCUUUCUGCGCACAAUGUACCUGACGCCUGUGCUUAUCUUAUUGCUGGCAAGAAUUUCCAUUUGGCGACCCUGAUUUCCGUCAUCGGUACCAAGGAUUCUAUUCGAAAGGACAUCAAACAACAAAUUUCUGAUUGGAAGCAAUCGAAAGUGCUUUCUGAGUUUAGUCAGCCAGUUCGAACCCUUUAUGAGCUACUGGCUGGGAAUGUCUGUAUUUGCGAUGGUACCGGUAAAGUUCCUGGCGAGGAUCGUAUCGACUCGUUCAUUAUUUCGAAACGAUUCGGACUUGAUUGGCGACAGGCUUUCGGGCUUCGUCUCUGGUAUGGAACUCUGCCCACUGAGCCGAUCGAAAGUGCUAUUGAGAGCUUUGCAACAGACCUCAACGCCGCCAAGGAGACGACCAGACCACAUCCUUGGUAUGUUGAGGAGAAAGUACCAACUCUUUGGAAAGACAAGGAUCAAGCAGAGCGAGAUGAUCUACUAUGGGGACUUUUGAAAUUGCACACAUUCCAUAAUGUUUCAAUCGACGAGGUUUUGCUACCCGCAAAUUCUCAACUCUCGCCGCUGAAUUUUCGACUAACCUGGCAACUAAGUCAGGCCCUUACAUCCGCCAAUGUUGUUACCCUUGUAGAUGAUUCUAAACCUGACGAGAUUACCCUAUCUUUUGCAGCUCAACUCACAAGUGAAGGAAGCUGGCUUGACGCAGUAUUUGUCCUUCUUCACCUGUCGGAUAGCGAUGUUCGUAUCAAAUCCAUUCAAAAGCACUUGGCUCAAUUUGCUGGACGUAUCGGCUCUGAAGAGAGUCAAAGCUUUGUUACUCUGACAACGCAACUCAAGAUACCUGCCCCUUGGAUCUGGAAGGCAAAGGCUCUGUACAUGCGAAGCGUUGAACGAAAUCCUCGUGCCGAGGUGGAGUGUUUGAUCAAAGCUGGUUCAUUCAACGAGGCUCAUCGAACUUUCGCCAGAGAAGUAGCACCAAAGAGCAUUAUCGAGCUUGAUUAUGACGUUCUCCAAACACUUCUUGAUGGAUUCAAAGGAAUGGAACAUACCAUUUCUGAAUGGCCGGUUGGUGGGGAGGUCUAUUUGGACUUUCUACAAAUUGUUGGCCCGAACUUGUCUGAUGCUGAUCAAAUAACUAUCCUGGAUAGGCUGGUCAAGAGUCUUCCUCGUGUGGUGCAGGCUGAGAGCCAGCCAAGUUUUAUGGAGCGAGUGGCGGUGGAAACCAUCAGUGCGACUGUUGCGAAGAAGAUUGUGGCCAUGGGAAAGAGAGGACAGGUGAGUUUCCAUUUAAUCUAUUCUGAAUGACACAUGCUAAUACAUCUCAGCGAGUGGAUUUACCAAAAGUCUUGGAGUUGCCACUUACGGAGGAUCGAUAUCUGAAUCAUACUGUUGAUCUCAGCAUUCAGUACUAUCGGAGCAUUUUUGCGAAAUAAAUAAUUCUUUUCUUUUUUCUCUUCUUUUCUGCUUCACUAGUUUUGCCUCGAGCAGGAAGCUUGUUGAGGUGGACUUUGGACUUACUUUUUCUCUCAAAUCUUCCGAAGAAAGGGAAUCUUUAAAGUUGGCCGGAUGGAUGGGCGUAUGAAGUAAAAAUGAUGGUAAUAAUGCGGUUGGUGGUUGGUCACGCUCGAGGGGGCAAUGGGGGAUGGAAUGGAAAUGAAUGGAGGGAAAUUUGAGAGAUCUUUGAUGGAUGGAUGGCGAGUAAGGGAUUGAGAAAUGAAGAAAGAAGAAAGAAAGCCUUGGGAGAUCAAACAACCUUUUUUGUAGAUUAGUUAGUUGAUGGAUGGAUGGAUGGGGGGAAGGGGGAUACAGUAAAAGAAAUGGUUGUUUCCUGGGCUGGUUGAUUGGUGGUUCAUCAUUUGCAUUUUGUAGCGUAGCAUGUUUGUUGAAUUAAUUCAUUUUGCGG
This is a messenger RNA of Hymenoscyphus albidus, 7495 nucleotides long. NCBI's taxonomy places the organism in Eukaryota, Fungi, Ascomycota, Leotiomycetes, Helotiales, Helotiaceae. The record is from the annotation of a GenBank genome assembly.